Chinchilla lanigera (long-tailed chinchilla) is the source of this 2889-nucleotide messenger RNA. RefSeq names its product MOB kinase activator 3A (gene Mob3a). The transcript has 6 exons. Gene Ontology annotation, cellular component: cytoplasm; nucleus. Gene Ontology annotation, molecular function: protein kinase activator activity. The record is from RefSeq and is a predicted model, not a curated record. The coding region runs from base 669 to 1322 and encodes 217 amino acids. Lineage: Eukaryota; Metazoa; Chordata; Mammalia; Rodentia; Chinchillidae. Gene Ontology annotation, biological process: positive regulation of protein phosphorylation; signal transduction.
AAGGCUCCACCCCUAUUUUGGUACCACUUCCGAGACAUCACUUCAAGCAGGCGCCAAUAACAAGAGCCAGCUCCGCCUUCUGGAUCCGCUGGGCGCCUAGCUCCACAACAGAGUAACAAGCUCCCCCUAUAGGUCGCCACCAACUAAUAGGGAGUCCGCAAGCUAUGUGGUUGCUAGGCAACGAGAGUGCGGCCUAGCGGGCCCGGCCCUCGCUCAGGACCGGCGCCUCCAUCCGGGGCUCUCACAGAAGCCGCGCCUCCAUCCGGACACUGGUCCUUAAGGGAAGUAGGUCCGGCCCGCGGGUGCGGUUGGGCGUGGCCUUCGCAGAGUCCCUCCGCGGGCGGCGGCAGGCGCGGGCAUCCCGAGGCCAGGCGAAGGCGGACGGCGGCGUGAGGCUACCAGAAGUUUCCGGUGUCACUGGAGUCUUGUGGGUCUGUGGUAAGACCCAAAGGGCCAACAGCUGUUACUGUCGAGUUUUAAGAAGCUGUCAGAAGAUCAGAGAGGACCCCAGAAACGGUGACCAGGACUCAGGGAACAGCGGGUGCACGUCUAGGACCCAGCCCAGCAGCCCCCAGGGCCCCAGAGCGCGGGGAAGAGCCAGGAGCUUGCCGAGGUUCUGCAGCAGCCGACCUCCCCCGUGAAGCAGCUCCGCAAGCCCCAGGGCCGAGAUGUCCAGCCCGUUCCUGAAACAGGUCUUCCACAAGGACAAGACCUUCCGGCCCAAGCGCAAGUUCGAGCCCGGCACGCAGCGCUUCGAGCUGCACAAGCGGGCACAAGCAUCGCUGCAUGCGGGGCUGGACCUGCGACAGGCCGUGCAGCUGCCGCCGGGUGAGGAGCUCAACGACUGGGUGGCCGUGCACGUGGUGGACUUCUUCAACCGCCUCAACCUCAUCUACGGCACGGUGAGCGACGGCUGCACUGAGCGCUCAUGCCCCGUCAUGUCUGGGGGCCCCAAGUACGAGUACCGCUGGCAGGACGAGCACCGGUACCGCAAGCCCACGGCGCUGUCCGCCCCGCGCUACAUGGACCUGCUCAUGGACUGGGUGGAGGUGCAGAUCAACAACGAGGACAUCUUCCCCACCAACGUCGGCACCCCGUUCCCCAAGAACUUCCUGCAGGCCGUGCGGAAGAUCAUGUCGCGCCUCUUCCGCGUCUUUGUGCAUGUUUACAUCCACCACUUCGACCGCAUCGCGCAGAUGGGCUCCGAGGCGCACGUGAACACCUGCUACAAGCACUUCUACUACUUCGUCACCGAGUUUGGCCUCAUCGACACCAAGGAGCUGGAGCCACUGAAAGAAAUGACUGCUCGGAUGUGUCACUAAGGCCUAGCCAGCCUCAGAGACUCACAGAAGGGCAUCUUUGAGACUCCGAUGGCUUCGAUCACUCCAGCUGGGUGUCGUGGGGACUUUUGUUCCUUGCCGGCUGGCUGCACAGGGUUCUCAGAAGCCUGCGACCAUGGAUUCCUCCCUCUGUGGCUGCCUCAGCUCCCAUCUGCCCAGGAGGAGGCAGGACUUGAACUCCGGGCCCAAGUGUCCUCAAUGACCAGGAAACUGUGUCUGUGAGCACCCUCCCACCCAGGCUAUGGUGUCCCCUCCUCUGAGGACGUGUUGCCUACCGCCCAGGAGGGAGCCUGGCUGCCAUUCCUCAUCCCAGCCCAUUUCCGAAGAGGUACUGCUGGACCCCCUCGGGACCUUUGUCACCUGGUGUCCCUCUCUUGCCACCUCAGUUCCUUCAGCUGCCCCAGAAGCCUGGGCUCGCUCCACCUUGGGUCUGUAGACUCAGGCACUGAGCCUAGUGUAAUACUCCUGCCUCAGCCUUAUCUUGAAGCCCUCUUCACAUGUGAAUAAGAGAUUUAAUUUGUGGUAGCCUCAUUUAUAAGCAUCUUGACAUGUUCUUAAAAGUGUUUUAAAACUGGUUGUAGUGGCCCACACUGGUAAUUCCAACACUUGGGAGGCUGAGGCAGGAGGAUUGCCUAGAGUUCAGAGCCAACCUAGGCUACCUAACCAGACCCUGUCUCAAAAAAUACGGGUUUAUUUAAAACCAGUAAACACAAGCCUACUCUCUCUCUAGAGCUAUCUCCCUCCAUCACAAGGGGCCCAGGAAUGAAUUCCCUUGUGGAAAAUUCCCUCAUCCACCCUUGCCCAAGAAUUGCUGUACCCUGGGUGCCUAAAAACCUUCCGGCAAAAGCCAUUGUGUAAGCUGGUGUGGUAGUGCCUGCCUGUCAUCCCAGUGCUCUGGGAGGCGGAAGCAGGAGGUUCAAAAGCUGGAGCCCAGCCCCAGCAAUGUAGCAAUGUAGCAGGACCACAAAAACAAAACCCAACAAGAUAGCUGCUGUCUGCAUGGCCCCUGCUGGGCCAGAGGGUCUGACCCCAGUCUUCCCUUUGAGACCCCAAUCUCAGCCUUUGGGGGGCCGGGAGGGCGGGGCCCAGAGGGAGCCACACCUGGCCCAGCUGCUCCCCACAGGAGUCACCAGUGGCCUUUGACCCCAGCAGCCCUUCCCUGUCCGCACGCUGUACCUGACUAUGCAGAAUCCCUUCGUUUGUGGUGCCUGGGGUGCUUGCAGCUGUACAAGUGCAAUUAACACGGUGGCACAGCUGAGCACAGAGCUCUGGGGACCCAACCUCCGUCCCCCAGAAGUUACCAGGCAGCGCUCAGAGCCCCAGGACUCGGCUGACACAGCGGCCUGGCUGUGCCUCCUGGCUGCAGGACCACUCCAAACCUGCCGCCACCCCACCCCUCAACCCUGCUGAUGUCCCAGCAGCCCCUGGGGCUGCCCUGGGAGAGAUGCCCAGCUGUCCCUGUCCCCAGCACCUUGCUCCAUCCUGCCCCUGAAAAUACCGCCUCCCAACCUCACCCCAAACAUGCGAAUAAACUCCUUUCGGUACCAGG